ACUCCAGUUGUGUGCCUCCUGCCCCCUCCCCCUCCUCCUACCCCCUUAUAUUCAGAGAAACUUGUGGACCGCUCUGAGGAGGUGUGUGUUCACGUCUUGUCCUGGGGCUGAAAGCUACACUCCUUCUUCAAAAUGGGAUGCUUCGAGUGCUGUAUCAAGUGUCUGGGUGGAGUGCCCUACGCCUCACUGGUGGCCACCAUCCUGUGCUUCUCGGGGGUGGCUCUGUUCUGUGGCUGUGGACACGUGGCUCUGACCGGGACCCUCACCAUGCUGGAGACCCACUUCUCCAGAGUGUCCAGUGACCAUGAGACCCUCGCCCUUGUAAUCCAGAUCUUUCAGUACAUCAUCUACGGCAUCGCGUCCUUCUUCUUCGUCUAUGCCAUCAUCCUGCUGGCCGAGGGCUUCUACACCACCGCCGCCAUCAAGAAGGAACUGCAGAGCGACUUCAAGACCACUGUGUGCGGACGCUGCAUCACCGCCUUUUUCAUGUUCCUGACUUACAUCCUGUUCCUGGUGUUCCUGGCCAUCGUGGGCUUCACAGCGAUCCCAGUCUAUCUGUUUUUCAACAUGUGGACCACCUGCGCCGCCAUGAAGAACCCUGACGCCAACAUCACCAACCCCGACGACAUCUGUGUGGACGUCAGACAAUACGGUUUUAUCCCAAUGAACGCCACACCCGGAAAGGCCUGUGGAGCCACUCUGGGAGAGAUCUGUAACACUAGUGAGUUCUACCUGUCCUACCACCUGUACAUCGUGGCGUUGGCCGGAGCAGGGGCCACAGUCAUCUCUCUGAUCCACUACCUGAUGAUCCUGGCGGCUAACUGGGCAUACCUGAAGAGUGCAGUGUCCACACACGAGUACCAGGACAUCAAGACCAAGGACGACCAGGACAUCGAGGCCGAGGCGCGCUCCAAAGACGGCCAGAACUCCUCCUACUCGUAAAGGAGCGGGCCCUGGCACUGUCCCCCACCUCAUCCCCCCUCACGCCCCCUCACGCCCCCAUAAACAACCCCACAGCGGCCAUGUUUGGCAGGGCCCCCUCGUGACCCUCCGCUCUGCUCCCCUCUGCUCUGACAGGUGAGAGGAGCAUGGAGGGUCAAGACUGGGGCCAGACCAAGCAAAGGUAGGCGCUUCAGAACACCAGAUAUUGUACUGUGGUAUUGCAUGUGUAUCGUAGUACACAUACGCCAUACAAAAGUACAGAGCGGUUCGAUCACAGGAGGAGGGAGCGUUCCGAAGCGUCUCCUCCCCGCGCCCUGAGCCAGCACAGCCUCUGACUCACAGCUUGUAAGAAAAACAUUGUUCACUGUCCGCCCCAGCCACAGGAGGCCAGGCAGUGACCGACAUCCUCUGUUUUUUGGUGUUUUAUAUGCAUAUAUAUAUAAAUAUAUGAAUAUAUUGUGCGAAUGUGUACGAAUGUUGUUGUUUUUUUAAUACUCUGAAACGUAUGCCAGGUUCUGCUCCUUUUUUUUUUCUUCAUCUUUACCUUUUUAUUGAAACGCUUGAUACGUGUUGCACUAUUGACAAAACAUGGAAGACGGACCCCUCUAAUCUAUUCUAGCCCCUUUAGGAUUACUGUGCAUUACCAAUCAGAGCUGUAGCACUUAUCUCAUACAGUGGCAUUUCGGUUACGAUGUUGUAGCCUCAUAUCCAUUGCUAUGACAACCACUAUCAAAUAUUUCCAAGAUGUCAGCAGCAGCGCCUGUAUGUUGUUACACUUACUAACCAACCAAACAAUGGCAGCGAAAGAACCGGUCUUUAACAUCGAGACUCACACCUCAGGUAUCAAUCCAGUUCUUUGUUUUUGUUCACAGAGCUACACCACUGUCACAACUAUAAUAAUACAAGUCUACCUGCCAUUUUCUACUACAGUUUGUGCUCCCUUUGCCAGUAACAUCCCAGUGUAAAUAGCCAAAAUGACCCUCCAAAAUAUAGUUCCCAACAGAGACACAAUCAAUGUUACGCCAUGCUCUAUUCUAUUGUUUCCCGCAGAUUCUAUGUAAAUGUAUCUUUGAGAGUUGUGUGUGAACUCAAAUACUAUUUCUGCAUUCGAUAUAUUAACUGUUACAUCUUCAAUGAGUUGUUGUAUGAGGGAUCAGUGAAGUCAUGCCGAUGGACUGAGGUGCUCGUGACGUAAACGUUUGAAAAUAUUGAGAAAAAAAAACAAGAAUUUGCUUUCAAUGUACGUUCUAGGCAGCUGGGUUCUUCUAGUAGUGAUUCAGUAAUGAUGAUUUAUUAUGGAAAAUAUUCUGUUUUUUGAUGGCUGGCCAAAUGAGUGACUCAUGAACUUUCUGCGUCACCUUUUUUGUUGAUUAUUUUUUCUUUUCUUUGUAUUGUCAUGCCUCUUGUAUGAGCCACAAAGACUGUUUUUGAUGUUUACACUCCGAACAAAAGUCAGGAAUUUUCAUACAUUAAUUUUAUAACCAGAUAUUGUUAGGUACUCAUAAACUAUAUUCUAUAUCACUGGUUAAUUUACGCUCAAGAAUACUAAGAGAACCAAUUUUUAACCUUUGAAAUGAAGCAUGUCAGUAACGUCCACGUGUGUCUACUCUGUAUAAAAAGGACUAUAUUGCCAUGUGUAUUCUGUUUUGAAUUGUGCUUUUGCCGCCAGGUUGAUUCCAUUUCUGAUCGGACGAUGCGUGUUCGGGGUGUUGUUGUUUCCUUGUUAUUUGCAUGAAGGAGACAUGACUGUGUCUUGCAGUUUUUCAGGUGAUGUGUAGUCAAUUGUACUGACAAUUAUGGUAGGCGGUGUUUGCCCCUCCUCCCCUCACUCCUCCUUCACCCAGCCCUUUUCUAAACAAACUCCAUUGUACUUUGAUGGCAUUGUAGUCCCUGUAGGUGUUUCAUUAUGGUUUUCUUUUUUUAAGUUGGAAAUAGUUCUAUGACUCCUAUAUAGUGAUUUUUGUAACCUUCUCUAGUAAAACCGAUAUUUUUUAUU
Messenger RNA from Boleophthalmus pectinirostris (great blue-spotted mudskipper), 2938 nucleotides. Its product is annotated as neuronal membrane glycoprotein M6-b-like. Gene Ontology annotation, biological process: axon development; central nervous system myelination. The transcript is spliced from 7 exons. Gene Ontology annotation, molecular function: structural constituent of myelin sheath. Bases 133 to 942 code for a protein of 269 amino acids. Gene Ontology annotation, cellular component: plasma membrane; myelin sheath. NCBI's taxonomy places the organism in Eukaryota, Metazoa, Chordata, Actinopteri, Gobiiformes, Gobiidae. The record is from RefSeq and is a predicted model, not a curated record.